UUAUAAAACUUCUGUUCAGCUAGACUUCAGAUGGUUCCCCAAGUUGAUUGUUCUGUAAUUUUAAUGUGUUCACUGGAUGAAGCAAGCACAGCGUGUAUUUACUCCACCAUCUUGGAUCUCCCAAAGCCAGGUAUAUUGGCAGGGGCUGCCACCCUGUUGUGUCUGCGGGUGCUGGCUCAGGUUAGAAUUGUGGGCAAAGGUCUGGCCAUACUGCAGGCAGACAUAGGACUUCUCACUGUUGGAGGCCAACUGGUGGAAGAGUAGGUGGGAGCUCUGGCUGAAGCUCUUGCCACACUCGCCAGCAUAAGGUUUCUUGUCCAUGUGUGUUGGUGCUGCAGCAGAUUUGAACUGUCUACAAAUGCUUGCUACAAUUGGGGCACGUGUAGGGCUUCUCAUCCAUGUGUGAGCUUUGGUGUUUAAGGAGCUUGGAGCUGUAGCAGAAGGUUUUGCCACACUCUAGACGGGCAUAAGUCAUUCAUCCAAGUGAAUGUACUAAUGCUCAGUAAAUGGGUUUGCCCACUAAAGCCAUGGUCACACUCCAUUGUGGGUGUGCUGGUGCUGUAGGCAGUCAACUGGUGGUGAAGUUCUUGCCACGCUCACAGUGUGAACGCCGGUGCUUGGGCAGAUAAGAGCUGCGCCUGAAGCUGUCACUGCACUAGGCACAGCGGUAGGGCUUUUUGCCUGUGUGCGUGCGCUGGUGCGCAGGUUGGAGCUAACGCUGGAAGUCUUACUACACUUAGCACAGGUAUAGGGUGAGAAGCCCUGUUGGUGUUUAAUCAGGUCUGAGCUGCAGUCAAAAGCCUCCUCAUACUCUGGGCACUUGUGAGGCAGGAGGCCUGAGUGGGAGCAAUGGUGUUGAAGUUGGAGCUGAGGCUGAAGCAACAGUCACGCUCAGAGUAGGGUAUGGCUUCUCGCCAGCGUGUACCCAUUGGCGCUUAACCCGAUCUGAGCUACGUCGGAAGCUUUUGCCACACUCCGGAAAGCAGUAGGACCUGUCCCCAGCAUGGCUGCUUUGGUGGUGACUGGUCAGUCCACACUUCUGGCACCCAAAGGCUUUAGGGAUUGCAGGACAGUUGGUCCUGAGUUAUGGGCUUCUAUCUCGCCAGAUCCAGAGCCUGACCUACAGAGUGUGGAUGGAAAUGGAAAUGUCCAGCAGCCCAUGCCGCUCUAGGAAGUGACAGCGAAUGGUUUCAGUAGACUUAACCCCCUCAUUCAUCUGGCCGGUCCAGAACUCCCCAUCUGCAGCCGCUGUCAGGCUACUUUUGACCUGGCUCGGGGUUCGUACGUCAGCGCGCAUUUCGGUGCCCCGCCACCGCUGGGGGCGGCCAAGCGAGCCUAAAGGAAAAGGCAGUCGCUGCCCAGAACACCCUAGGGGCGGGCUAGUCAAGUCACCUGGUGCAGCAGGAUAUUGAGACUCCAUAGUCGCGUGUUUCGGAUCUCCAGAGGUACCGACCCCCUCCGGGUCCAAUCCAUCCUAAACCAGAUUAAGCUUGGCGUGGACUACAUAUCCCAGCAUGCAUCGCACGCGCCUCCUGGGUUCAAGCAACGAUUAGACGACCACGUCCCUCGAAGUGCUUUCUGCGACUGUGCAAGAAUCAGAGUACUGGGAUCAAGAACUACAACUUCCGACUUGCUUAAUAACUGCGGCGGCGCUAUUUAAAAAGCGUCAUAGAGGGGAGCCUGGCUACGUCCCUCUCUUCCAGUUCCUCUCCCUUGGAUCAGCGGCGAGAAGGGGGCGGAGCCUUAGGCCUGAGCCAAGAUGGCGGCUGGGAAACCAACCCCCACGGACUCGCUCUCAUUCUGCCUCGCGCAGCUCACGGCGGCGGCCGGGGAGGGUCUAGGUGGGGUAAAGGACACAGCUACCAACGAGACACCCUUGGGCCGUGCACUCUUAGCCCUCCGCACGCGCCACGUCAAGGCAGCGGGGGGAAUCGAGCGCUUCCGGGCACGCGGCGGGCUCCUCCCACUCCUCGCGCUGCUACGGCGAGCGUCUGCAGCGGGUCCCGCCCCGUCCGAGGCUGGCCCUGGCUCCGCCCCCUCGUCGGUCGAGUCUGCGGCUUCUGCUGGCCCCACCCCCUCAUCGGGCUCCACCCCCUCCGUUGCGUCCUUGUCGACGUCCUCACCGCCAGCGCGCCUGCGCAAGACCCUGGACUUGGCGCUUAGCAUACUAGCCAACUGCUGUACAGAAGGGGCGUGCCGGGCGGAAGUGCGCAGACUCGGAGGCAUUCUCCCUUUGGUGACUAUUCUUCAGUGUGUGAAGACCGACAGCAUCCAGAACCGAACAGCCCGUGCUCUGGGCAACUUAGCCAUGGAACCCGAGAGCUGCAGGGCCAUCCAUUCCGCUGGCGCUGUCCCCUUGCUCGUGGAGAGCCUGACGGCCUGCCAGGACUCACAGUGCCGGCAGAGUGUGGUUCGCGCAAUCCGCAACCUGGCAGACUCCCCCCAGCACCGCCUGGCCCUGGCACAGCAGGGAGCGGUGCGCCCACUGGCUGAGCUUCUGGCUACUGUCCCGGACCCCGCGCUGACCUUGGCCCUGGUCCGUGCCCUCCUGGAGCUGAGUCGAGGCUGCUCCCGGGCCUGUGCCGAGCAGCUGAGUUUGGGUGGUGGACUCAGCCCACUGGUCAGCCUGGCCUCCCACCCUAAAAAGGCAGUACGUGAGGCAACCAUCCUGAUCCUCGCCAACCUGUGUGCCCAGGGCCUGGUACGGCCUGCACUGGGCAAUGCUGGUGGUGUGGAGGUGCUGCUGGGGGAGCUCCAGCGGCGCCGCAGCCCCAGUGGGGCCAGCCCAGCCUCCCAACAGCCCCUGGUGCGGGCUGUGUGCCUGCUGUGCCGGGAGGCCAUCAACCGGGCCCGGCUGCGGGAUGCUGGUGGUUUGGAGCUGCUGAUGGGCCUGCUGCGGGACCCUCGCGCCAGCACCUGGCACCCUCGUGUCGUGGCCGCCCUAGUGGGCUUCCUCUAUGACACAGGUGCCCUGGGCAGGCUCCAGGCUCUGGGACUGGUACCGCUCUUGGCUGGGCAGCUGUGUGGUGAGGCUGGCGAUGAGGAAGAAGAAGGAAGAGAAGCUGCUUCCUGGGACUUCCCUGAGGAGCGGACACCUGAGCGAGUGGAAGCUGGAAGCUUCCAAAGCCUCAGGUCGUGGCUGAUAUCUGAGGGCUACGUCGCAGGCCCGGGAGACAUCUCUCCCGACAGGUUUCCGGAGUGCUGCCCGCUGCCUCCGCCGGCAGCGGAGCCGACCAGCCCCGCCCCUGGCCCAGCCUUGCUGCGGACACCUCGAGCCCUGCGCUCGCUAGGCCGCAGCCCAGCCGCCCUUGAGGAGCCGUGGGGCCGCGAGGGGCCAGCGCUGCUGCUGUUGUCACGCUUCUCCCAGGCUCCAGACCCUAGCGGGGCGCUGGUGACCGGCCCGGCCCUGUGCGGCCUGCUGGCCUAUGUGACGGGCGCGCCUGGCCCUCCGAGCCCCCGCGCACUGCGUAUCCUGGCGCGCCUCACCUGUAACCCUGCCUGCCUGGAGGCCUUCGUGCGCAGCUACGGGGCUGCGCUGCUGCGCGCCUGGCUGGUGCUUGGUGUAGCCCCGGACGACUGGCCCACGCUGCGUGCCCGGCCCCUCAGUCGCCACAGCCAGCAUCGGGAGCUGGGUGAGAUGCUGCUGCAGAACCUGACAGUGCAGGCUGAGUCACCCUUCGGAGUGGGGGCCCUCACUCACCUGCUGCUCUCUGGGAGCCCCGAGGACCGCGUAGCCUGUGCAUUGACCCUGCCUUUCAUCUGCCGGAAGCCGUCUCUGUGGCGCCGGCUACUUCUGGACCAGGGUGGCCUCCGUGUCCUCCUCGCAGCACUGACGCGGCCAGCCCCACACCCGCUUUUCCUCUUCUUCGCUGCGGACUCCCUGUUCUGCCUCCAAGGCCUGGCGUCUCCCACUGCAACCCCAGCCCUCCCACGUGCAGUCCCUGGGGACCGAGAGGUGCCCUCCCCUUGUCUCUAUGAGCCUCUGCUGGGCCCAGCGCCCACCCCAGCCCCUGACCUGCAUUUCCUGCUUGACUCCGGCCUGCAACUCCCUGCCCAACGAGCUGCCUCAUCGACUGCCUCCCCAUUCUUCCGGGCCCUGCUAGCUGGCAGCUUUGCUGAAGCCCAUAUGGACCUGGUCCCACUCCGAGGCCUGUCACCCAGCGCAGCCUGGCCUAUCUUGCACCACUUGCAUGGCUGCCGGGGCUGUGGGGCAUCCCUGGGGCCCAUCCCCCCGCCAGGCCAGCCCCUGCUGGGCUCCGAGGCUGAGGAGGCCCUGGAGGCUGCUGGCCGAUUCCUGCUGCCUGGGCUGGAGGAGGAGCUGGAAGAGGCCGUGGGCCACAUCCACCUGGGACCUCAGGGUGGCCCAGAGUCCGUGGGUCAGGUGUUCCGCCUGGGCCGACCCCGGCUGGCUGCCCACUGUGCCCGCUGGACGCUGGGGCCAGAGCGGUGUCCACGGAAGCGGGCCCUGGCCCUGGUGGGGCUUGUGGAGGCAGCAGGUGAGGAGACAGGUCCCCUGACUGAGGCUUUACUGACUGUGGUGAUGGGGGGUGAGUUGGGGGCUAGGGGUCCCAGCCUAGACUGUUGAUAACCCCUCGAAGGGGACCCGAGGAUGAGAUGGCUGUGAAGGAGGCUUCCCUCAGAGUGGCUGGGGGAGGAGGCUCAGCAGAAGUCACCACCGAGGACUGAAGAAAGGGUGGCACUAGACCCCAGGAUGACGGGCUGAUGACUCAGGAGCGAAAGCCAAGCCGUGGUCUGGCAUGGGGUCCCCGAGAUGGAGAAGAGCCCAGGGCCCCAGGCCUGGCCCAGCCUUCCGGAAUUGGGAUUAAAACUUUGGAAGUAGA
Hipposideros armiger (great roundleaf bat) is the source of this 4841-nucleotide messenger RNA. RefSeq names its product armadillo repeat containing 5 (gene ARMC5). The record is from RefSeq and is a predicted model, not a curated record. Bases 1760 to 4585 code for a protein of 941 amino acids. Gene Ontology annotation, molecular function: protein binding. Lineage: Eukaryota; Metazoa; Chordata; Mammalia; Chiroptera; Hipposideridae. The transcript has 6 exons. Gene Ontology annotation, biological process: anatomical structure morphogenesis. Gene Ontology annotation, cellular component: cytosol.